GCUACAGCCAGGCGACCUUGAUCGAGCAACUCCGCCCGAACCAGGGAAUUGAUCGGUGCCACAGCUCCUCGCCUGGUGAAACUCAGCUAAUAGCAGGCCGCCAUGAGGGACAAGUCUGUCGGGGGUUUCAAUCAUAGCACCAAAAAAAGUCCCUGAAGCUGUCUGAUUCACGCUCGAAUUGCCGGAGCCUGUCUCGUGUUGCACCAGCUGCCAAUGCUGCAGUAGCCUGCGCUUUGUUCUUUUGCUUUUUUGCCCCCGGUUGUUUUCUUCCUCUUUUGUUAUUUCUUCUCCUCUUCCUCUUCUUCUUUUCUCUCCAUCGUCUUUCGUUUGAUCUCUCUGCCAGCUUCUUUCCUUUGACGAAUCUUUUCAUUAGAACCAUCACGUCUGUCGUUUCUGACUUGUCAAAAUGAAGUUCACUCUUGUUGCUCUGACCUCGCUGCUCGCUCUGGCUGCUGCCCAGGACUCGUCCUCGAGCACCAGCGACGCACCGGCGACCACCCACAGCCCAACUCCCCAGGAGACGUGCUUGCUUGCCUGUGACGAGAAGGACGCCUGCUGCAGAGCCAAGUGCAUGAACGUGCCCUGCCCUAGCGACCAGCAGGCCAACGACACCAACUCUUGCGUUUCCAAGUGUGACCAGGGUGACGGCUCUGAGGCCGAUGCCAAGGCCUAUGCUGAAUGCCAGGCCAAGUGCAUUACCACCACUUUCUUCCCCGCGUCUGCGAGCGCAACCGACUCUGCUUCCAGCACCAGCAGUGGUGAAUCGAGCGCCACCACAACCGGCAGCUCUGACGAUGACAGCGACAGCGACUCCAACAACGAUUCGGAAGCGGCUCUGAAUCCGGCUCUCCUAGCCCGACCGACUCUGGAGAUGAACCCGAUGAGUCCAACGCUGCUGCCAAGCUCGGCGCAUCCGCUGCUGGCCUGGCUAGCUUCCUUAUCGCUGCCUGGGCUCUGUAAGCAGCUCCUCCCAGCGCAUUGGGUUACACGCAUGAUGUGAAAAUGCAGUGUGACUAGGUACAUGAGAGACGGUGGAUGCGAUUUGUUUACCGGCUACUUACAUAGUCUUUACUUCUCUGUUACUGUAAUAAUCAUCUGAGCUUCGAUACCAUAAUACUUAUUUGAACAAGUUG
Molecule: messenger RNA, 1133 nt
Organism: Aspergillus versicolor CBS 583.65
Lineage: Eukaryota; Fungi; Ascomycota; Eurotiomycetes; Eurotiales; Aspergillaceae
Exons: 3
Coding region: 407-1000 (197 amino acids)
Source: RefSeq, a predicted model, not a curated record